Rubroshorea leprosula is the source of this 663-nucleotide messenger RNA. NCBI's taxonomy places the organism in Eukaryota, Viridiplantae, Streptophyta, Magnoliopsida, Malvales, Dipterocarpaceae. The record is from the annotation of a GenBank genome assembly.
AAUAACUUAAUCAAUUAAAAAAUUAUGAUAUAAUUAUUUACUUGAAUGAUAAAUAAGUAUCAUCAUAAUAUUUAAUUAAUUUAUUAUAAAAUUACUAUGUGCUAAAUGUACAGUUAACAUUACUUUUAGAGCAAAAUGGAUAGUCAAGACCGCUUUGAUAGCCAGAUGGACAGUCAACCAUAUUUUGACAAUCAAAUAGACAGUCAACCAUACUUUGACAGUCAAAUGGAUAGUCAACUAUACUUUGAUAGCCAAAUGGAUAAUCAACUAUACUUUGAUAGCCAAUAUGAUGGAAUUGUUGAAGAUACUCCUAAAGCAUUAUAGGAUUGUCCAUCUCGAAGUUCUCCAAGGAAGAAGUUGAUAAACGCAAGGAAUCAUAUAGCAAUGCCUCAAGACAUUCCAUUGCCUAAAAAUGAAGACAACAUUAUUUGCCAAAUAUGUGAUAUUCCUGGACAUUUAGCUACCAUAUGCUCGCAUCGAUAUGCAGUAACUUGUCAAUUGUAUAACCAUGAAGGUCAUGCUACAAAGGUUUGCCCAAAUCAUUACCAAUCAGAAAUCAUGUCAAACUCAUCCGAAACACCUGCUGAGUCCUCUAAAAAUGUUACAAAGAUCUUAGGUAAUGGUCGUUUGUGUCUAACAUUUUAAAAAAAAUCAUGGGAUGCG